AUGAUUAAGAAGCGGAAGGUCCGCAUGGAUGGUAAGGGGAACAGGAGAGUGCCAUUUUCGAAAGACGAGGAACUGAAUGUGGCUCCUGCCGUGGGGACCGGAAAAGAAAAAAAAAAUCAUGCAAGUGAAGAUGAGGAGGAUGAGGAAGAAAACAAAUUAAAUAAAUUAAAAGCAUCCCAAAAUUUAAAACUACUACAAUAUGUGAGGUUGAAGAAGAAAGGAAUAAAUGCGGACAACCUAAGUAGUGAUAACGUAACCACACAGGACGAAGAAAAUGAACACAAAUUACACGAAAAGCAUUUCACCAAAAAUGUCACUGAGAAGGAAAUUGAAGAGGCACACAUAGAAAAUUUCAUUCGAAAAAAUAUGGGUCAAUUCUACCAAGACGAUAAACGGAACAACUCCAAACGGGGCGGCGACGGCGGUGCCAGUGAUGGGGAUGGGUAUGGCGAUGGGGAUGGCCAUGCGCAUGUCGAUGAUGACCCAGUGAAGGACCUGUACAAACUCUCCGACCACCUAAAAGUCAAAAGCUCUGUUACCAGUAACACAGAGAAGCUAAACUGCAUCACAGGCAUAACGGAGGUUCCCUUGCCCAUCGAGGUGAAACUCAAAAAUAUUGAAGAGACGGAAAAGAUGAAAAGGAAGCUUCUGAAGAAGGCCAAGCUUAUAAAUUGA
Molecule: messenger RNA, 675 nt
Organism: Plasmodium fragile
Lineage: Eukaryota; Apicomplexa; Aconoidasida; Haemosporida; Plasmodiidae
Exons: 1
Coding region: 1-675 (224 amino acids)
Biological process (GO): mRNA splicing, via spliceosome
Cellular component (GO): spliceosomal complex
Source: RefSeq, a predicted model, not a curated record